Cyclocybe aegerita is the source of this 1278-nucleotide messenger RNA. NCBI's taxonomy places the organism in Eukaryota, Fungi, Basidiomycota, Agaricomycetes, Agaricales, Hemipholiotaceae. The record is from the annotation of a GenBank genome assembly.
AUGGAGGUUGAGGGCGCUCAGGAAGGCGAAGAGAUCUCAAGGGACCCCUCCGUCGACCUACUCUUAGGCCAAUACGCCUUGAAGUUCCAAGACACUGUUGAGGACCUUCCUGGCGAUCUUGAGGUAUUGACCACCUCCAUUGCAAAAGCCAUGGAUUGGAUUCUGAGGGCUGCACAUCACGAUCCGCUCACCAUCGAUGGGGGCGAUGCCUUUGUGGCCCAGAUGACAUCCUUUGUGAACACUGUUAUGGCCACUGACUUUAGUUGUAUUUGUGGACCAGGCGAACUCGACAACUUCUCGCUCGCCUCUCUCCUCGAGGCUGAGACAUCUUCCAAGGACGAGCCGACUAUCCACCUGGCUCCCAUCUUCCGACCCCCUCCUGCUGCAGCCCGUGGGCCGCUCAAUGAGGGUGUUGACAUAGGGGCUCUGCCUGAUGUCCUCAUGCAGGCAUUGGACGACCAAGGUCAUCCUGCCUCCCCCUCUCACAUCCCUGCUUCCAAGAAGCGUAAGGGUGUCGAUCGUCCAGUGCUGCCCCCUCCUCAGAAGAAGAGCAAGGUCGCCUACUCCCACCCUGGUCCGCCCCCACUGAUCAACCGCGCUACCAAACCCAAGCCCCGUCCAAUGACGUGGGCAGGGAUUGCUUGUCAGGCCGCUCCAAUGCCUCCCCCACCUCCUGGCUUGGGACCACAACGUCAUGGGCCUUCUCCCCUGCCCUCAUUCCUGACUGGGCCGAUGAAGACUUCUUUUACUUCUGAGGGCCCCACCUGGAAGCAAGUUCUCGUGUUGUUCAGGGGUACCCCUCCUGACCUCACAAAAUUCUUCACCGAAUCGGCAGUCUGUGCAGCCAAUGGGUAUCUCAGGGAUGGCUGCUCCAUGUUGAAGGUCACCUCCAUCGUCCGCGUCUACGAUGGCCUGUUGUUGGUCACCCCCGCUGUUGCCAGCCUGUCUGACCUGGACAUUCUGCGCAACUUCAUCCGCGAGAGCCUCCCAACAGGUACUCCAUUCGAGGUUGCGCUCCCAUCAUCGACAUCUUUUAUUAAGAUCCUCGACAUUCCCUACUUCGACCUGAAGGGGCUGAAGAUAACUCAGGAGGCACUUGAGAAGGCCCUCCACACCUCGGUUCAUGCUGAGGUUUUUGCCUAUCUGAGCACCAAGCCUCGGAUUGACUGCAACUCGGUGCACUCGACUUCGUGCACCAUGUACUGCAACAUCUGGGACUCCCAGCAGGGAACCCGAGCCAAGAAGGCCCUAGGCCAACCGAUCUUCCUCGCUGGGUGA